Thermothelomyces thermophilus ATCC 42464 is the source of this 705-nucleotide messenger RNA. RefSeq lists its product as uncharacterized. Bases 437 to 658 code for a protein of 73 amino acids. NCBI's taxonomy places the organism in Eukaryota, Fungi, Ascomycota, Sordariomycetes, Sordariales, Chaetomiaceae. The record is from RefSeq and is a predicted model, not a curated record. The transcript has a single exon.
UCGGCCGCGGGCAUCGAGGGAGGGGGGAGGAGAGACCCGGCGGCGGCGGCAGCAGCAGCGGUGGAGGGGUCCGUGUACUUCAUCGGGACCGCGACGACGAUGAUCAGUUAAUUACGCGGAGGCGCGCCUGCUGACGGACCCCAACUUCCUGCCCGCUGGCGACCACGUGCACCCGGGCCCGGGAAGCAUGUCCCGCCCGGGACGCCGGCCAGGAUGAACGAGCUGCUCGGGGCGGUGCCGCCGACGAACGGGUGGUUGGUCGAGUUGGGGUGGACGACAACGACGACGGCGGCGGCGGCGGCGGUGGAAGGAAGGCCGAAACAGGGGGAGGAAGGAUUUGAGACGGGGUACCGGAUCUACAUCUCGGGAGACACGCUCAUGGCGGACGAGCUGAAGGAGAUCCCGAAGCGGGCUGCAAGGGGACAAGAUCGAUCUCAUGCUUGACUACCUCGGCGGCACCACGAUCCCCGGGCCCGAGAUGCCGCUGAUCGUGGUCACGAUGGAUGGCAAGCACAGGGUGCAGCUCAUGAGGCUCGUCGACCCGGACGUCACGAUACCCGUCCGCUUCGAUGACUUCAAGAAGGAGGUAGAGGCCGCCGGGUUAGCGGGCAAGGUCCUGUACCUGGACAGGGGCGACGAAUUCAGAUUUACACUGUAAUUAGUUGUGGCACCUACUACCUACCUAUCUUCAUGAUGCUUAUUCAC